This is a messenger RNA of Macadamia integrifolia, 1182 nucleotides long. RefSeq names its product protein FAR1-RELATED SEQUENCE 5-like. The coding region runs from base 1 to 1182 and encodes 393 amino acids. The record is from RefSeq and is a predicted model, not a curated record. Gene Ontology annotation, biological process: DNA transposition; regulation of DNA-templated transcription. NCBI's taxonomy places the organism in Eukaryota, Viridiplantae, Streptophyta, Magnoliopsida, Proteales, Proteaceae. The transcript has a single exon. Gene Ontology annotation, molecular function: DNA binding; transposase activity.
AUGAUAAUUCUAAAAGAGUUGGCCGGUGGAGAGCAACAUGUUGGUAUAACUGAGGACCGUUGCAGGAAUAUGUUUAAGACCAAGCGUAGAAAGUCUAUAGGGGUUGACUGUCAACAAGCCAUCAAUUAUUUAGAUAGAAAGCAUGCUACAGAUGCGGGGUUCUUUUAUGCAAUCCGUGUCAACGAGGAGCAACAGUUGACAGGGAUUUUUUGGAUAGAUAGUCGUGCACGAGAACAAUAUAAGAAGUUUAGUGAUGUAAUUGUGUUUGACACAACUUACAAUAAAAAUAAGUACAAGUUUCCAUUUGCUCCAUUUACUGGUGCUAACCAUCACAUGCAGUGUAUAUUGUUCGGUUGUGGCUUGAUAGCCGAUAAAACGAAGGAUUCAUUCAUAUGGCUUUUUCAGACAUGGCUUCAAGCAAUGCACAACAUUCAUCCAAAGGCAAUAUUCACUGACGAAGAUCCAGGGAUAAUGAGUACUAUCCAGCAUGUAUUUCCAUCUACUGUCCAUCGGCUAUGUGGAUGGCAUUUGGAGAAGCAUAGGAUCAUUCACAUGAGGCCUUUAUUUAAGAAAUAUACAGAUUUGAAAGUAGUAUAUAAGAGCUGCAUUAAUGAUUCAAAAUCACCAUUUGAAUUUGAGACGAGAUGGCUUAGUAUGAUUCAGAGGUAUAAUUUAAAGGAGCAUAAGUGGUUGAGGAGGCAAUACAAAAUACGCAUGCAUUGGGUGUCAUGUUAUUUUGUUGAUACUUUUUUUGCCGGUAUGAGCACGACACAAAGAGCGGAAUCAAUGAACAAUUACUUUAAAGGUUUCUUCACACCUUCCACCCCAAUUAAUGAAUUUGUGACACAAUAUGAAGAGGCUAUUAAGAAAAUACGGGAAAAAGAAGCUAAGGCAGACUUUGGUUGCAUCACCUCAACUCCUUCUUGUCGUACAUCCCAUAAUAUUGAGAAGCAAGCCGCAAAUGUUUAUACGGCAAAGGUGUUCAGGGUUUUCACGGAGGAGUGGUAUGCAUGUUUUGGUCUUGGGCUUAGGCAGUGUGAUUGGGAAAUCUCAGUUAAGAGGUACGAGGUGUUUUUGUUGGAUAGGGAUCAAGAGAAUAACGUGAACUAUGUGCUAGACAACCAAGAGGCCGAAAUUACCACUUGUGAUUGCAAGAUGUUCGAGCAGAAAGGCUUACUCUAG